Sodiomyces alkalinus F11 is the source of this 2752-nucleotide messenger RNA. RefSeq names its product flagellar associated protein. The coding region runs from base 439 to 2469 and encodes 676 amino acids. NCBI's taxonomy places the organism in Eukaryota, Fungi, Ascomycota, Sordariomycetes, Glomerellales, Plectosphaerellaceae. Gene Ontology annotation, biological process: nucleotide catabolic process. The transcript has 2 exons. The record is from RefSeq and is a predicted model, not a curated record. Gene Ontology annotation, molecular function: hydrolase activity.
CACCAUCACCGGAUUCCCGACAUCACACCUCGACCUAUAACCGACCUCCCACUUUUCCCGACGUCCUCGUCGACCUAGUUGUCCCUUGCAGCUGAAACGGAGAAGAAAACGACUAGAUUCAUGCUAGAUUAGCGCAAGCCUCUUACUUGGAGUCUUAGACUGCUCAACGACUCGACGACUUGACCGUCAACCUGCAGCAUUCCCGCCUACCUAUUGUUUGAUUUGCUUCUAUUUUCGGCUCUCUCUCUUUCUCUCUCUCUCUCUCUCUCUUUCCGCAACUUCAACGUGGACCGUCAACUUCCCAUCGCCACAUGUAUUCUCAUCUCGAUCUCACACCUUUUCACUGCCAAGGAUCCUAGAGCCGGUCCCUCGCCCCCGUUCGUCCUCCUCUUGGGCCCUCAUCCAACCUCCUCGCCUUACCAUCCCCCCGCCGCCAACAUGCCCAGAUCAGCACCGCCCCCGGAUCAUCCCACCGUCGCAUUCAGCUCGGGCCGCACCUCCCUAGAUGGAAUUGCCUUUGCCGCCCCAUCCGAUACCGUCUCUGCCCCCGACCUCCGCAUCCUUCACUUCAACGACGUCUACCACAUCGACCCCUCCAGUGCCGAACCCGUGGGCGGCAUUGCCCGCUUCACCACCGCCUUGAACCAGUAUCGAGAAGCCCAACGGUACCGAGGACAUCCCGAUCUGCUCACCUUUUUCUCCGGCGAUGCCUUCAAUCCGAGUCUCGAGAGUGCCAUCACGAAGGGUGAGCACAUGGUGCCGGUUCUGAAUUCCUUUGGGACUGACUGUGCCUGCGUUGGGAACCACGACCUAGACUUCGGCGUCAAGCAGUUCGAGCACCUGAGCGCAAAAUGCCGCUUUCCCUGGCUGCUCGCCAACGUCCUUGACCCGGCCUUGGGAGAAGACGUGCCCCUUGGCCACGCCAAACACACCCACAUGAUCACCGCCUCCAACGGGCUCAAGAUCGGCCUCAUCGGCCUCGGCGAGCGCGAAUGGCUCGGCACCAUCAACUCCCUGCCGCCGAACCUCAUCUACCUCUCCGCCACCGCCACCGCCCGACGUCUCGCCCCUCUCCUCCGCGACCAGGGCGCCGACAUGAUCAUCUGCAUCACCCACAUGCGCGAGCCCAACGACUUCAAGCUCGCCCGCAACACCACAGGGCUCGUCGACCUCAUCCUGGGCGGCCACGACCACUACUACGCCCACGCCCUCGUCGACGGCGUCCACGUGCUCCGGUCAGGCGCCGACUUCAAGCAGCUCAGCUACAUCGAAGCCCGGCGCAAACCAGGCCACCCCAACCCCACCGGCUGGGGGUCCUGGGACUUCGACAUCCUGCGCCGAGACAUCUACUCCUCCAUCCGACCCGACCCGGCCGCCACGCGCCUCGCCAAGCGCCUAACCAGCAAACUUCACCACAAGCUGCGCCGUCCCGUCGGGUGGACCGCCACCCCGCUCGACGCCCGCUUCACCACCGUGCGCGCGCGGGAAUCCAGCGCCGGCAACUUCGUCUGCGACGUCAUGCGCCUCUACCACGACGCCGAGGCCGCCAUCAUGGCCUCCGGCACCAUCCGCGGCGACCAGGUCUACCCGCCGGGCGUGCUCCGCCUGCGGGACAUCACGCUCUGCUUCCCCUUCGAAGACCCCGUCGUGCUGCUGCGCGUUCCCGGCGCCGCCCUCCGCGCCGCCCUCGAGAACGGCGUGUCGACCUACCCGGCGCGCGAGGGCCGCUUCCCGCAGGUCUCGGGCAUCGAGUUCGCCUUCGACCCGGCCCGCCCGCCCGGGGACCGCGUCACCUACGCCCGCGUCGCGGGGCAGCCGCUCGACCCGGCGAGGAAGUACGUCGUUGCCACGCGGGGGUACAUGGCGCGCGGGAAGGACGGGUACGAGUCCCUCCUGGUCGCGUCCGGGGGCGGCGUCGUGGAGGAGUUGGUGGACGAGGAGCACGGCAUCCUCAUCUCCGCCAUGCUGAGGCAGUAUUUCAUGGGGUUGCGCACCGUGGGCCAGUGGAAGAACCUGAGUGACCACUGGAUCCGCAUCGCGAGCGCCGCUGUGACGUCCAGCGAACCCGUCAGGCUGACGCCUUCGCCCCGUCCAGGCGAGGGGGAUGAUGUAACCGCGGCGACGACCCGGAAAGGCGCGGUCGAAGCGGAAGGGCCGAGCCCGACGCAAUCGCUGUGGAAGGACUGGAUUGUGAAACGCCGGGGUUUCGGCGUCCGUCCACCCGACGGAGACGAGGAUGUCGAGAGUGACCUGGACGAAAUCAACGGGGAUGACAGGGACGGUGGGGAUGAUGUGGCCGCCAUCGACCUUGAAUUGCUUCUUAUGCGCAAGUUCUUUCAUCGCUGGGCUGCCAAGGUUGGCGUCCGCGCCCAGACCGGGGAUCCUCUUCACGGGUGUGACUACUCGGUCGACUGGACCCGGGUGAUUGCUCCUGUCGUCGAGGGGCGCAUCAAGAUUGUCGGGGCGUAGGGGACAUCUCAUGACUGAUGGACGGUUAGAGAAAGUAUAUUACCUCGUAUUUCCCAGGGCUGGGCCUAUCAAUCGGGCCCCAUCAGGCCCUAUCGGGCCCUAUCGGGCCCUAUCCUCUGGCUGAUCCAUGGAUUACCGUUUUCAUGUUGAUAUUCUGCUGGUAACUAUCUGCAGACUCAUGGCUACUUCGAUCCAUGUAUUUUAUCCUUUAGAUUUUCUCUCCGUGCAUCUGCGUUUCCGAGACCCAGUCUGAAAAGAUAUCAAGCCCGCACAGGCCAUAAGA